GGGAGGUGCGGUGUGCUAUUAAAAGCCGACACCGCACACAAUCUUGUUGCUUCCUUUCCAUUCAUACUUUCUCACUCUCCAAGCCAAGUCUUCUUCUCUUCUGGUCUCUGGAUGGUGCGGAGGAGUUUUGGUUUGCGUGGUUUGGAGGUUGAUCGAGCUUUCGGAUGUGCGUUUCGGAGAUGGUCAUCGAUUUUUGUGCGAGCGGAUGUUGUUUAUGUGUGGUAACUGGAGAUGACUUGGGGAGAUUGUAGUGGUUUGGGCGAGUUUUGGAGUUUUUUCCGUGUGUUUGGAGGUCUUUGGGAGUGAAUUUGGGCGUAGAUCGAGUGGAACUAGAGCAGCUGCCAUGUGUGUGGGUGAAAAAGCGCCGUGUGAUCGACGUUGGUGAACGGAAAUGCACUGUGGAUAUGUUAUUGUAGAAUGUAGUGGUUUUGAGAUGCUUGAAGGCAUUGGGUUGGAUUAUUUCUAGUGCGGAUGAAGCGGAGGUCGAAUUCUCAGAAAUUUCACCUUUCAUGGAGGAGAAAAUUUCUCGCUGUGGUUUUACUUGUAUUUUGUCUAGCAACCAUCGGAUUGAUGGAAUCGCAGUACAGUAGAGUCAGAACAUUGAUGUUAAUAUCUCCUCCUUUGCUAAAGCCGAAAAUUGCUUUUCUUUUUAUUGCUCGGAAUCGGAUUCCACUAGAUAUGGUGUGGGAUGUAUUUUUCCAGGGCGAUACUGAGAACAGAUUUUCUAUCUAUGUCCAUUCAAGGCCUGGGUUCUUGCUGACCCAAGCAACAACAAGAUCAGAAUUUUUCUUAAACUGUCAGAUAAACAAUAGCAUACAGGUAGAAUGGGGAGAAGCAAGCAUGAUCAAAGCAGAGCGCAUUUUGCUUCAGCAUGCACUGAUGGAUCCUUUUAACAGUCGGUUUGUUUUUGUCUCAGACAGUUGCAUACCUUUGUAUAAUUUCAGCUACACAUAUGACUACAUAAUGUCUACCUCAAGUAGCUUCGUGGACAGCUUUGCUGAUAAGAAAGAAAGUCGUUACAAUCCAAGAAUGCACCCAACGAUUCCAGUUGAGAACUGGAGGAAAGGAUCUCAGUGGGUUGUUCUGACUAGAAAGCAUGCAAGGAUUGUAGUUGAGGAUGAAUCUGUCUUUCCUAUGUUUCAGUUGCAUUGCAAGAGAAAAUCUCUACCUGAAUUUUGGCGCGACCGUCCAAUACCGGCCGAUACAUCGAAGGAACAUAACUGUAUACCAGACGAACAUUAUGUCCAGACAUUGCUGGCACAAAAAGGCGUGGAAGGCGAAAUUACUAGAAGGUCCCUCACUCACAGCUCGUGGGAUCUCUCAUCUUCCAGAGAUCCUAAAAGGAAAGGAUGGCAUCCCGCAACUUACAAGUUGGCUGAUGCUACACCUGCACUCAUCAAAUCCAUCAAGGAUAUAGAUAACAUCUACUUCGAAACGGAGUACAGAAGAGAAUGGUGCACUAGCAAGGGUAAACCCUCUAAAUGCUUCCUUUUUGCGAGGAAAUUUACUCGUCCUGCUGCCCUGCGGCUUCUUAACACGUCUGCUUUGGAAAUUUCAAGCAAAGAUCAAUCGGAUACAGCAUAGUUAGCUAAUAAUUGGGGAGGAACAUCGAAUCAUCUACUGACCUGCAGAAUAUCUGAAUUUGUGAGAGAUUUCAUUCCACGGGUAAAGUAGAAAGUCAUACAAUAUAUAUAUAAAAAGUAAUGGCAUCUGUGUGCAUCGUUAUAUAAUGCAUAUAUAGUUAUGGCAGUUAAUAAUCCAAAAUUAUUAUAGUAGUAGAACUAGAAGGAUCAUGAUAUGCUUCACCUUUUUGUCAUUAAUAUUGUAUUAUAUAUUAUUCUUGAUUUUCUAGCGCUUCUUUCCUGCUUAGAUUAACAAUGAGAUGAUGGCUUUUAGCAUAUCCUAGAAAAAGAUUCUAAUUCUCUUAAUUUUUUACUUUUUUUUGAAGUUACAAAAUUAGAACAACUCAAACAAUCCUUUGAUCCUUAUGUUAUAGUGAAAUGAAGUAGUAAGUUGUAAGAUGAAUGAGAUGAUUCUUGAGGGGUGUGGUGACCAAUAGGUAGGUAAAAUUGCUUAUAACUCCCUGUGGUUUCGAAAUCCAGCGUAAAAUCUCUCUGUACUUUAAAAAUUGCAUGGUAUUCCCUUAUAAUUUAAAAAACGUUGCAUGAAACUCCACCACCACGAAACUUUCGUCGUGUGAUAAGAAGAUGAUUUCCUAUCUAUAUGUUUUGCAUGACAUGUGGUUUUAUGUAAUAUUUUUUAAAGUAUAAGUGAGCGUCAUGCAAUUUUUUAAAGUAAAAUGAGGAUUUAUGUGGAGUUUCGAAACCAUAAAGUGGUUUCAUGCAAUAUUUUUUAAAGUAUAAGGGGACGUCAUGCAAUUUUUAAAGUAGAAGAGAAAUUUACGCCGAGUUUCGAAACUACAUGGAAGUAAUGGGCAAUUUUGCCCGAAUAGGUAUCAUUAUCAAAUGGUAUUAAUUCGAUUUUGUGGUCAAUUGGUAUGUAUAACAUUAUAUUGGAUGGUGGUGUGGGUGGACUGAAAUAAAAUAAAAUAAAAUAUUCGUGUAGAUGGAAUCCAUAGAGAUAAGUAGAUAGUAGUAUAGUUAGUUUGCUGGUGUCCAUGAAUUUUUGAAAU
Messenger RNA from Andrographis paniculata, 2632 nucleotides. Its product is annotated as glycosyltransferase BC10-like. The record is from RefSeq and is a predicted model, not a curated record. NCBI's taxonomy places the organism in Eukaryota, Viridiplantae, Streptophyta, Magnoliopsida, Lamiales, Acanthaceae. The transcript is spliced from 11 exons. Gene Ontology annotation, molecular function: glycosyltransferase activity. Bases 472 to 1584 code for a protein of 370 amino acids. Gene Ontology annotation, cellular component: membrane.